UCAGGAAAGGAAAGCUUUUUAUAGAUAGAGUACAAAACCAGAAAGACUAAAACGUUGUCGUUAAGGAAUGAAACAGAGAGACUAAAAGGACCAGAAGGUGGACAAUUUAUUUUCUCCAGCUUGAUCUCAAAUCUCAAAUCUCAAAUUUUGCUUUUUUUUUUUUUACUGUUUAAAGUUUAUACGUUUGAAACAGAGCUGUUAACUUUUCUUCUUCAUGAUGUGUUUCAAAGAUUAGAAGUUGAAGUUUACAGUUGAUGCUUGUCAAUGGCGAUCAUAACAGAAGGGAUAGAGCCAGGGUCACAGAAAACAAGAGGAAACGAAAAACCCCCUGAAAAACCAACUUUAAAUCCAAACUCGAAACCUUCAAAACCCACUUCAAAGCCAAGCCCGAGCUCCCAAACUCGAAACCCUUUUGCCUUCUGGUUCUGUUUUCCUCUCAGUGUUUUUCUUAUUACUUUCUUCGUCUCUUUUUCCUCUUUGUCCCCUCAAGACCCCAGAUCCUGGUUCCUUUCUUUGCCUAAUUCCCUACGCCAACACUACUCAAAUGGUAGAACCAUUAAAGUACAAAUAAACCCAAACCAAUCACCAAGUGAAAUUUUUGUUUCCGAAAAUGGUCAGUUUUCUUCAUCUGAGAAUGUUGUGGUUGUUCAUGGGCUGGGGCUGAGUUCUUAUUCUUAUAGGGAAAUGAUAAGAGUUCUAGGCACAAAAGGAGUUCAUGUUGUAGCCUUUGAUUUGCCUGGAAAUGGGUUUUCAGAUAACUCAAGGGUAGAGAUUGAAGAAGGAACAAAUGGGGUUUUAGGAAGGUUUAAGGAAGUUUAUAGUUUGAUUCAAGAAAAGGGUUUGUUUUGGGCUUUCGAUCAAGCGGUUGAAACUGGUGAACUCCCUUAUGAAGAGAUAAAGUCAAGAGUUUUGGUUAAAAAGAGUUUUAAGGUUAUUGAAAUGGGAAGUCAAGAGAUGGGAAGGGUUUUGGGGCAAGUUAUAGAAACAAUGAGAUUAGCUCCUGUGCAUUUAGUUUUGCAUGAUUCCGGUUUUGUUAUGGCUGCAAAUUGGAUUUCUGAGAAUUCAAGUUUCAUUAGAAGUGUAACUCUUAUUGAUACAGGAUUAAAACCAGCUUUGCCUUUUUGGGUUUUGAACAUACCUGUGGUGGGUGAGAUUGUGUUGUGGUUUUCUUUUGCGUAUGCAAGGUUGAUAAACUUGUGUUGCUCAAAGGGGAUUGGUUGGUCGGAGUUGGAGGCACAUAGAGCGCUUUUGACGGGAUGGGAUGCGAGAAGAGCAGUUGUGGGGAUGGGGAAGAAGCUGAAUUAUAGUUUUGAUAUAGAAGAGUGGGGAGGUUUGGAUGGUAUAAAAGGUGUGCCAUUGCAGGUACUUUGGUCUAAUGAUUGGUCAGACGAAUGGAGUAAAGAGGGUCGACGAAUUGCUGAGGCACUUCCUGGGGCAAAAUUUGUCACUCAUUCUGGAGGGCGAUGGCCUCAGGAAGGUGUUCCUGGUGAACUAGCUGAGAUUGUAGCUCAGUUUGUGUCUUCAUUGCCCAAAACAGUUAGACAAGUUGAGGAACAGACCAUUGCUGCGCAUAUUCAGAAGAUGUUUGAUGAAGCAACAGACACUGACCACACUGACAGUGACAGUGACAGUGAAGGUGACAGUGACGGCCACGGCCACGGCCACCGCCAUGUGGCCCAUGGUCAUGAUCAUGCUCGUGCAGCCGGGUUUAUGGAUGCAUACGGUCUUGGUCACACAUGGGGCAGUUGAUAUGUUUCUUCCUAUUGUAGUGGACUGUAUUUAAGUUAGAGAUUAGAUCUAGGCGUGCCAUCAUCCACGUAUGGUACUUUAUACUGCUUUUCUGGUAUUUACAAGAAAUGUUUAUAUGAUACACAACAAAGCAAAGCAAAUUCAAACUUCAGAGCAAGAAGAUUUUCUUUUCCGUUGAGGUGAUCAAAGGUAAACUUUAAGUCACUGAUUUUUGUCAUGAUGAUAUAUCAAUGAAUUGUUUUGGAAGGCAACCUUUAAAGUUUAAUAUGCUUUACAGCAUCAUCUGAGAUUAGAUUUU
Messenger RNA from Durio zibethinus, 2047 nucleotides. Its product is annotated as protein AUXIN RESPONSE 4-like. The record is from RefSeq and is a predicted model, not a curated record. NCBI's taxonomy places the organism in Eukaryota, Viridiplantae, Streptophyta, Magnoliopsida, Malvales, Malvaceae.